This is a messenger RNA of Drosophila innubila, 994 nucleotides long. RefSeq names its product peroxisome biogenesis factor 2 (gene Pex2). Gene Ontology annotation, cellular component: peroxisomal membrane. The transcript is spliced from 5 exons. NCBI's taxonomy places the organism in Eukaryota, Metazoa, Arthropoda, Insecta, Diptera, Drosophilidae. Gene Ontology annotation, molecular function: zinc ion binding. Gene Ontology annotation, biological process: protein import into peroxisome matrix. Bases 1 to 942 code for a protein of 313 amino acids. The record is from RefSeq and is a predicted model, not a curated record.
AUGUUUAACUGUGCACUAGACUGCCAGAUCGGAAAAUUUUUUAGGGUGGCAACCAUACAGGGGCCAAAGGCCGCAAACAUAAACAAAAUGCUGGCCAAAAACAAAUAUGUUCCUCGCGUGAAUCAGGUAGAUGCCAUUUUCCUCAACAAGGAUAUAACCCGUAUGAUAAGGGAUAAUCUGCUGGAGAACUUGCAAGCCAUAUCGCCUGUGCUGUUUAUUAAAAUACAACCAGAACUGGAUUUACUGAUACAAUCGGCCAUUUGGUUUGGAUCUGUCGGCAAGCGUUGUUCCACUUUUGGCCAGCAGCUGCUGGUGUUGGCCUACGAUGCGGAGAAGCUCACAGUGUCCAGAUUGGUAUUACACUUUGCUCUUACCGUGCUUCCGGGCUAUGUCAAGAGCUGGGAGGAACGACGUUUGACGCACCGCGUCGAAUGGUUCAGCCAAGCGAUUACAUGGGCGGAGAACAGCGCUUUGGUCUUAAACGUGCUCAAUUACUUUCGAUUCCUAAAGACUGGACGGAAGCCCACUUUAAUUGACUUUAUGCUGGGUCUUGACUAUAUCAGUUUACGCAACAACCAAAGACGCGACAUUGGCUACAAGUACCUGACGCGUGAAUUGCUCUGGGGCGGUUUUAUGGAAAUUCUUGGCCUAUUGCUGCCGAUUAUAAAUUUCCGUAAGAUUAACAGGCUGCUAAAGGCAGGCUUUUUUGGACAAGACAAUAACUGGCGACGUGACAGCAUCACCCGAGAACCUGUUGCUGCCAAGAUGUUGGCCAACACCACUUGCAGCUAUUGCGGAGAGCGUCCAACGCUGCCACAUCACAUGGGCUGUGGGCAUAUUUAUUGCUAUUACUGUUUAAGUGCGAAUUUACUAACAGACGCGAAUUUUGGAUGUACCAAGUGCGGCGCCAUAUGUCCAGAGAAGGGUUUACAAUGUGUCUGAUUUUUGUAUUAUGUUAAACUAGAAAUUAGAUAACGUUAUCAAAUUUAAAAAA